AUGGCAAGGGUAGAUUCUGCCAAAUUUUCGUCAAAGGUUGAAUACAGGGCUGUUAUUAGGUACCUCUACUUAAAAGGGAAACCGGGAAAGGAGAUACAUGAUGAAUUGUCAGAUGUUUAUGGUGACAGUGCACCUUCGUAUGCACCGGUCAAAUUCUGGGUUGCAGAAUUUAAGAGGGGUCGGGUGAACCUGGAAGAUGAGCCACGCCCUGGCAGGCCUGUAGAGGUGACCAAUGACCAAACCAGUGAAGCUGUGAGACAACUGGUUGUCAAAGACAGGCGAAUGAAGGUGUCAGAAAUGGCCAAGGCCUUGGACAUUUCAGAGGGAAGUGUCCAUACCAUUUUGCAUGAUCGUCUGGGUAUGAGGAAGCUGUCUGCUCAUUGGGUCCCGAAAUGUCUGAGUGAUGAUCAGAAGGCUGUACGCCAAUAUGAUGACCCAGAAACCAAAGAACAGAGUAGGCAAUGGACUGGCUUUGCUUCACCCCGUCCCAAAAAGUUUAAGACUCAACCAUCGGCUGGCAAAGUCAUGGCAACCAUCUUUUGGAAUACCAAAGGGGUCUUGCUCAUUGACUACUUGCCACGUGGCCAGACUAUUACUGGAGAGUACUACUCCGAUCUCCUUGACCGUUUGCGGACUGCUAUUCUUGCCAAACGUCGUGGAAAGAUCACAAAAGGUGUGCUGCUCCAACAUGAUAAUGCUAGAGUGCACACCUGUCGACUUGCGGUUGCCGCAGUGAAGCGGAACGGGUUCAAAGUAUUGCCUCUUCCACCUUACUCACCAGACCUGGCACCAAGCGACUACUUUCUCUUCCCAAACUUGAAGAAAGAACUGCGUGGACGUCAUUUCCGGUCCGAUGAUGAACUCACGACAGCAGUGGAGGGGUGGUUACACGAACAACCCCAUGGUUUCUAUCACAACGGGCUUUUAGCUCUCACACAUCGCUGGACAAAGUGCAUAGACCUAAAUGGUGAUUAUGUGGAAAAAGAAGAAGUGAGGAGCAGUAGCAAAUAG
Messenger RNA from Haliotis rufescens (red abalone), 1011 nucleotides. Its product is annotated as histone-lysine N-methyltransferase SETMAR-like. The transcript has 2 exons. Gene Ontology annotation, molecular function: nucleic acid binding. The coding region runs from base 1 to 1011 and encodes 336 amino acids. The record is from RefSeq and is a predicted model, not a curated record. Lineage: Eukaryota; Metazoa; Mollusca; Gastropoda; Lepetellida; Haliotidae.